AUGGUACAGGAAAAUUCCACCAGUCUAGGCUUUUACAGGAAGGUUCAACCUGUACAAGACUCCAUGCCAGCAAUGAACAACACCGACGAUGUGCUGACACACUUAAUCCAAUGUCGUUAUUAUUUCCUAGUGAUUGUUCUAGCAAUUACAAUUCUACUGGUUUAUACCCAACCACCAAAGCAACCUAUCAGUCUUCUGCUGGUUGGUAAAACAGGCAGUGGUAAGAGUACAACAGGAAAUACUAUUCUAAGAAAAAAAGUUUUCAAAACUGGAGCAAGUUUCACAUCUGUGACAAAAACUAGUGAAAGUAGUUUCUCAGCGUACCAAGGCACGAAAAUAACAGUUGUGGAUACUCCAGGAUUCAUGGAUACUGAAAUGGAUAAUCAAACUUUGGCUGAUAUUCUUCUUCAAGCCAUCAAUGAAAGCACCACAGGAUUCGAUGCGUUUCUAUUCGUUGUUUCAUACGGUGUCAGAUUUACUAAGGAGGACACAAAAGUUAUAGAAAACUUUAAGGAAACUUUUGGAGAGGAUGUUAUUAAAAAAAUGUCUAUUAUUGUUGUAACAAGGGGAGACGAAUACAGUCCAGAAGAAACUGAAACAAAAAAAUUUCAAGACUGGUGUGACAAACAAAAAGGUGGAUUCAAAGAUCUGAUUGAUGAAAGUGGUGGGAGAGUUCUUUUAAUCAACAAUAAACUGAUGGAUAUAGAUCAGAAUGAGCAAAUAGAGAAACUAAUUGAAAUGGUAAAACAAAUUACGGGACAUUUGAGCCAAAAUGACUUUGAAAAAGCUAAAGAUAGACUUGAAAUCAGAAGACAAUUAUAG
Molecule: messenger RNA, 822 nt
Organism: Physella acuta
Lineage: Eukaryota; Metazoa; Mollusca; Gastropoda; Physidae
Product: GTPase IMAP family member 4-like
Molecular function (GO): GTP binding
Source: RefSeq, a predicted model, not a curated record